UGUAAGGGCUGGGAAGGGGCUGUGCCAGUUCCAAAGCUCUUCCUGAAUAAGCAGGCUUGUGAAACUAAACUGCGUUUGCUGGAUCCAGCAAGGUGACGGCAGUAACAGCAGCUCAGUGCUGAAUUAGGGGCAACUUGGCUGACACAGAGGGACCAUUCCCUGGCCAGGAAACUAUGCUGACUGUCACGGAGCCCUCCAACACCGUCAAACUGCUGCACCUCAUUUUCCUCUCGACUUCCUGGGGAAUGCAGAUCUGGGUGACCUUUGUGGCUGGGUUCGUGAUGGGGAGCCACCUCCCUCGCCACACCUACAGCUUCAUCCAGCGCAAGCUCUUCCCCUACUACUUCCACAUCAGCUCCACUUGUGCCUUCCUCAACCUGACUCUAUUCGCCAUGUACCACCCCAGCGAGCUGCUCAGUGAUGAACAAACAACCCAGAUCAUCAUCUUCUUCAUUUGUGUUGCUGCUUCUGUGCUGAACACACAGUGGUUUGGGCAGGUCACCUCCGACAUCGUGGCAGACAUGCAUGUCAUCGAGUGCAGCCAUGGCCUCGGCCAGGAGGUCGGGCUGUUUACCAGCAAGUCCUGCCGGCAGCUGUGUGCCUCCAACCCCAGCUACAGGCAGCUGUCCUGCCAGCUCACCCUCUACCGCACUCUGUCCUCCCUCUGCAACCUCUGCUGCAUUGUGUGCAACAGCUUGAGCUUGUACUACUUGGCUGCCCAUCUCUCUGCCCUAUGAGAGAAGGACACUGUGAGGCAAGGGCUGGCUGGCCAGAACCAAUGCUCUGGGAAAAGGGAGCCAUCCUGCUGUCUUCUUGUAAAGUAACCUUAAGCCUUGGAGAUUAAAUUUCAGCAUCCUCAGAUGGAAAUACUUGUAACUGUAUUUGUGCAUAGUGCAGAAAUUUAGGAAUAGCAAAAGGGAAAUGCCUUUAGAGCUGUCUGAAUCCAGCUCUGGAGUGCGAAAAAUCCUCCACGAUCUAAGCAAAGUGUUCAAGGCUGAACAACUUUUUAACGCCCUGUGCAUUAAAUGUGUCUAAAACUGCUGUGUGUUUCUACAAUCAUUAAGAGUGCAGAAAAGAAAUUAGAGAUUUAGAAUUACUUUAAAUGCUGAAAGCUAAUACAAAAGCACAGAAAACCUUGUACGUUAGCUUCAGCAGUUGGUGUAAUGGAUAAGGUUGUUAUGUUUGGGUUUAGAAUUACUGUUUGUCAUUCUCUUUUAGUAUUUCACAAGGUGAGAAAAAUUUUGUCUCAUUUAUUAGGCAGAA
Molecule: messenger RNA, 1263 nt
Organism: Phalacrocorax carbo (great cormorant)
Lineage: Eukaryota; Metazoa; Chordata; Aves; Suliformes; Phalacrocoracidae
Source: RefSeq, a predicted model, not a curated record